Molecule: messenger RNA, 3534 nt
Organism: Danio rerio (zebrafish)
Lineage: Eukaryota; Metazoa; Chordata; Actinopteri; Cypriniformes; Danionidae
Source: RefSeq, a predicted model, not a curated record
GUGACGUCAGUUCAGUGGGCGGGGCGUCGUCGCGAAUCAGGAACAAUCUCCAAGAGCCUAUGCUGGUAUCGGCUAAAGCCUCAGCCGAUGUACAGCGAUCGUAAACAUCGCGCCUUCACCUUCUUACACCUUUACACCCAAAAGAAAUGCAAACAUGGGCUCUACAAGUGAAAUGAAGGCAGUCGCGAUGCGUGUCUGGAGAAGACUGCCCGUACAUGUGUUUGUUUUGGCGAGUUCCCUCUGCCUGUGCCAGUGCGGAGCUGAAGAAGACAGCGCGAUGGAGAAUAUCGUGACAGAGAAGAAAGCUGAAGAAAGCCACAGACAGGACAGCGCCGACCUUCUCAUCUUCAUCAUGCUCCUCACCCUCACCAUCCUCACCAUAUGGCUGUUCAAGCACCGCCGCUUCAGGUUUCUGCACGAGACUGGACUGGCGAUGAUAUACGGGCUGCUUGUGGGUGUUGUCCUGCGUUAUGCUAUCCAUGUGCCCAGCGACAUAAACAAUGUUACGCUGAGCUGUCAUGUCAACGCCAGUCCAGCCACACUUCUGGUCAAUGUCAGUGGUAAGUUCUAUGAAUACACCCUGAAAGGAGAGAUUGGUGCCAAUAAAGUCAAUGACAUCCAGGACAACGAGAUGCUCCGCAAGGUGACCUUUGACCCUGAGGUCUUUUUCAAUAUUCUCUUGCCUCCCAUCAUUUUUCAUGCUGGCUACAGUUUAAAACGAAGACAUUUCUUCAGAAAUCUGGGCUCUAUUCUUGCCUAUGCGUUUGUGGGAACCGUUGUGUCGUGUUUCAUCAUUGGGGCGUUAAUGUAUGGUUGUGUGAUGCUGAUGAAGAAAAUUGGUCAUCUGCAAGACGACUUCUUCUUCACUGAUUGCCUUUUCUUUGGUGCAAUUGUCUCAGCCACUGAUCCAGUGACAGUUCUGGCCAUCUUCAAUGAGCUGCAGGUGGAUGCGGACCUGUACGCUCUGCUGUUUGGAGAAAGUGUUCUGAACGAUGCUGUCGCUGUCGUACUGUCCUCCAUGCUGCUUUAUUACGGGAGGCAAAGUGGGGCGGGGCAUCACAGCCCUGGAGGUGUGGCUUAUGCAGAGGGCGGGAACCAGACACAAAGACCGCCCCUCAAUGGGUCAAUUGUAGCAUAUCAGCCUACAGGAGACAACAGUCACACAUUUGAAGCAAUGGCCAUGCUCAAGUCCUUUGGCAUCUUUCUAGGGGUCUUCAGUGGUUCUUUUGCUCUUGGAGUGGCUACUGGAAUCGUGACUGCACUCGUUACUAAGUUCACUAAGCUUAGGGACUUUCCGUUGCUGGAGACGGCGCUUUUCUUUCUCAUGUCCUGGAGCACGUUUCUGCUGGCAGAGGCCUGUGGAUUUACAGGUGUGGUGGCUGUUCUGUUCUGUGGAAUGACACAGGCCCAUUACACCUUUAACAACCUCUCUCCUGAAUCCCAGGACAGGACAAAACAAUUAUUCGAGCUACUGAAUUUCCUGGCUGAGAACUUCAUAUUUUCCUACAUGGGCUUGACAUUGUUUACCUUCCAGAACCACGUCUUUAACCCGAUCUUCAUAGUGUGCGCAUUUCUGGCCGUGUUUCUGGGCAGAGCGGCGAACAUCUAUCCACUCUCUUUCCUGCUGAAUUUGGGCCGUAGAAACAAGAUCAGCUCCAACUUCCAGCACAUGAUGAUGUUCGCAGGUCUUCGUGGUGCCAUGACUUUUGCCCUGUCCAUCAGGGACACAGCUACAUAUGCACGGCAGAUGAUGUUUUCUACCACGCUGCUGGUGGUCUUCUUCACGGUUUGGAUCUGCGGUGGAGGCACAACUCAGAUGCUGUCCUGUCAGAAAAUCCGUGUUGGAGUGGACACAGAUCAUGAGAACUCUAUCGGCCCUGAUGGAGUUGAAAGGAGGAGCACUAAACAGGAAAGCGCCUGGCUGUUCAGGAUCUGGUACAACUUUGAUCACAAUUAUCUAAAGCCCAUUCUGACCCACAGCGGACCACCGCUCACUGCCACACUUCCAGCCUGCUGUAGUCCUCUGGCUCGCUGCCUGACCAGCCCACAGGCCUAUGAGAAUGAAGGCGAGCUGAAAAACGCAGACUCCGAUUUGAUCCUGAACGAUGGUGACAUCACUCUUACGUACGGUGACAUCGCUGUGAGCACGGAUGGCACAGGUGCCCACUCAAGCGGCGUCCUCAUGGGAGGAGCAGCGGUGAACUCGGACGAGGCCUUGGAUCGAGAGCUGGCGUUCGGCGACCACGAGCUGGUAAUCCGAGGAACCCGACUGGUCCUUCCAAUGGACGACUCGGAGCCCCCGCUAACUCUGGACUCCCACCGCCAACGGCACAGGAACGAAUUCAUGAGCUGAAUGGGUGACAAAAAAACGAGUCUCUUCUCUCUAUCAUCUCUCAUGCAGAGCAAUCUCUCCUGUCUCUGAAGUGGCUGGUUUGAUGUCUCUACCUCAUUCCUCACUCUUUUCUUUUACACUGAAUUCUCAAUUAUUUAUUCACCUCUCUUCUGCAGAUUUGUUUUGUUUCUCAUUCUUUUCGGCUAACCAGACCACUUGGCAUCUGACAGAUGGGAAGCAUGCUCUGGUUUCUCAUGAUGACAGAAUAAGCAUACUUCUAGUGUCUGUAUAGCAAGGCAGGAAAUUGCCAUGCAUGCAUACUUGUGUCCUCUCUUGACGUGCUUGUUUGGGAGAUCUGUGGCACAUUCCUGUGGGUCCGAUGCUUUUUACUGCCUUCUCUGUUCGUGAGUCUGACAGAGGUGUGAUGAACGGUGGCUCUGCGUUACAAUCAAGUGCCUGUCGAAUGUAAUUUCCCUCGCCCUUAGAGCAUAAUGACACUAUUUGCCGUCCACUAGAGGGAGGCCUUGUAUUUUCAUAGUUUGUAUGAACGUUGAGGGCGGAUGCCAGAGAUGGGGUUGGAGCUUAUAUUGUGACCUUUGACUGUGAAUCUAUGAAGGUUUUUAGGCCUUUUUUUGUCAUCGUGCUGCCCGGUUAGAAGAUCCAUUGAUAUAGUGUAAUUUCUGUUUGUUGCUGUUGUUGUUGAAGCAUUUUUCUAAAAGAAAACUAAUUGCGCAUAGCUUUAAGAUAUUAUUAUUAUUAUUAUUUUCUAUGUAGGAUGUUUCAGAUCGUCAUGUUUAACUACGAAUGUCUUGGAUUUUACACUAUGCGUUGGUAUUAAAAGAUUCGCCAAUAAAAAUAGCCCGUACUUUUUUGUAGAAGGGCAAUCUAUCGUUAUGCAUUCAGAAUCUAAAGGAAAAGAAAAUGCUAAUGAGACUUGCGCCUUUUUAUUUUUAAUUUUUGCAUGAUGUGUUUUGCGGAGAACAGCACAGCCCUCUAUGUUUUCUCCUAAAACUUUCUCUAACAAAUUGAAAACACUUCAAAUAUAUGUAGAUCAGUAUAGAGCGUCGCACCGGCACUCUUGUGACUUUUACGUUGGUUGUAAUAAUGCUAAUUGUAUACCUGUUCAGAUUAAUUUUAAAAGGGCUGAAUGAUUAAAAGAUAUUUUAUGUUCACAUCUAUAAAAUAAAACAUGAAAUAAGGCA